Sciurus carolinensis (gray squirrel) is the source of this 1849-nucleotide messenger RNA. RefSeq names its product serine/arginine repetitive matrix protein 3-like. The record is from RefSeq and is a predicted model, not a curated record. Bases 1 to 1275 code for a protein of 424 amino acids. The transcript is spliced from 4 exons. NCBI's taxonomy places the organism in Eukaryota, Metazoa, Chordata, Mammalia, Rodentia, Sciuridae.
AUGAGAAUGAACGCCACUGAUAAAACUCAUUCAUGCCUUCCUCCCUUCCAUGUGACGUCAUCUGACAGUUUAAAACACAAGCACCCUCGUGUGCGUUGCACCUUUAAGACACUUUACAGAACACUCAUCAACCUGCGGCCGGGCCAGGCCGGCACCUCCGCUGAAUCAGAACCGCGCGGGGACCGGCUGGAGCGGCCCGUGCACGCCCCGCCCGCCGCGGGCGCGCUCCCGCGGUCCUCGGAGGCCUGCGCAGGCACGACAGGCGCGCUCCCGGGGGCCGGGCGGAGGCACACGACCCGGCACGUCACUCGGUCUUCGGCAGGACUCGUGUGUGUGCUCGUGUUUCAGAUACGGACACGGAGACGCGGGGAUGAAGAGCUGGGGGCCGGGCAGAGCCGCUGCCAGCGCUGCGCUGGGGGCCGGAGGGCGCUGGGGGCGGGAAGGCGCGGGGAGCGGUACAGUACCAGUGGGAAGCAGGGGCUCCAGCGGGGUAAAGGCGCGCUCCAUAGCGGAAAACCGGCCUCUGCGUUAAAACACAGGGGCGCAGGUUCGAGUCCCCGAGGCUGCUGGGGCAUGCGAGACGCCCGCGCUCGGCGGCGCAUCCGCGGACGCGCGCCGGCGGGGCGGGGCGGGGCGGGGAGGGGAGACCGCGCGACGGGGCGCGCUCCUCGGGGUCGUCCCUCCCGCCGCCAGGCGCCCGCCUCCAUCCGGGCACCGGGUGGCGCCCCCUGCCCGCUGCCCCGCCUCCGAGCGCCGCCGAUGGAGCGCCGCUAUCGAUCGCUCGGCGCGCGGCUGAGGCGCCUGGCGCGCGGCCCUCUUCCGGGAGCGACGAGCCGCCCGCGCUUCUUCGCCUUCCUCGCUCCGCGCAGCCCUCUCCGCCCGGCCUCGGCAGAAGCUGUCACUGCCCUUCCACCCGCCUGCCAAGCAAAGCGGCUGCCCCGGUCUCCUCCGCGGGCCGACCCUCGGGCGCCGCGUCCGCGCCCUUCCUUCCUGCGCCCGGCGUGUCGCCGGGCCCCCCAAGGGAAGCGCGCUCCCGCGGCUGCCUCGCCCGCUCCCAGCAAGCCUGACCUCCAGCACCGCUGGCCUUGCAGCCGCAGAGCGGAGGCCGCGCUGGCCGGAGACCGUCACGGCGGAAGCGCGUGCAGGUGUCCAACCCGUGCACGGAGUCGUUGGAGAAGUGGCCCGAAGCCGGACCGCCAGGCACCCGGGUCCUCUCCUGACGCGGUCAGAAGGCCACGUUGGAAGGUGCCGUUAGGGAAGAGAUGUGACAUGUGACACAACGGGUGGCUGCAGCUGUGACACAGAGAACCACAAGCCGUCAGUGAAGGGCGACCCAGAAUAUAAAUAGGCAGAUUAUAUGGCCAAAAAAAAAAGUAACUACCGCUAAGGAACCUUGAACAAUGAAGUAAAUGUAUCUGCCAGAUUGCAAAUGAUUCUUCAAUAACAAAAACUUACAUUUAUUCAGCAAUUAUUACGUUCCACUCACCGUUGAGCGUUGCAUCUGUUCUGCUGGCUUUCUUCAUGGUGCGAAUGUCUGCAGUGUGAUGUACCAGUUACCAUGAUUCUUUCCAGUACUAGGAUCAAGAAACACGAUCCUAAAUCGGAGGAAUUCAAAGCCGGGUGACCCAAGUUCCCCGAAGAAGACAAAGAUGGCACCCGGACAGAACCCAAGAAGAUGGACCACAAAAUUGUGACAAAAGGAGGUGAAACUCCAAGAGAUCGGGUUCUGGCUGGGCGGAUGGAACUGAAGGCUGGGGCUGCCAGGGACCUGGAACCUGAGCAGCGUAAGGAGAGGAGCCCGCGAGCGACCUUAGCAGCAGGCCAGGAGGGCCCCAGUGGGAACCAGUGG